CUUUCAAUCAAUUAUCACCAAUCCAAUCAGCUGGCAGGCGCUCGCCGCUUCUACAAACAGCUGAUAAUUUAUUUCAUCACAAUUUAAUUGUAUUGAAAAAACUUAGGUGGAGGAAUUUUAGAGUUAAGUGUAGAAAACAAAUCUACCUCAACGGGAGCAGGUCAAUGGGCCACCAAGAGUAGAAAUGUCUUCGUCAAUAGUAAGCAUGUAAAUAACCAGCACUUGAACUCCGCGACAAGUUACUUAAAAGGGUCUAAUUGGAAACACACGUUCCGGCAAUAAUUGCCGGUUCAAAAAAUUUAGGAUGAAUGUUUCCGACUUUAUCAUAGGCGGUUCCGCCUCCGUCGGUGCAACUUUCUUCACAAAUCCAAUUGAGGUGAUCAAAACGCGUAUUCAGCUUCAAGGUGAACUGGCAGCACGUGGGACUUACGUGGAACCUUACAAAGGCGUAAUUCGCGCCUUUAUUGUUGUAGGUCGCAAUGAAGGAUUAACCGGUCUGCAAAAGGGAUUGGUGCCGGCGUUAUACUUCCAAUUUAUACUAAAUUCUUUUAGAUUAGGCCUUUACAACUUGGCGAUGGAAAAGAAAUGGAUGCACAGUAAGAAUGGUGAUAUAUCAGUUUCCCUGGGCUUAUUUUGGGGUGCAUUAGGUGGCUGUGUCGGCACAUAUUUUUCAAGUCCAUUUUUCCUGAUAAAAACCCAAUUGCAAUCACAAGCAGCUAAGGCCAUAGCAGUAGGCUAUCAACAUGAACACACUGGCACUUUUCAAGCUUUACAUCAAAUCUACACUCAAGGCGGCAUAACUGGGUUAUGGCGUGGAUCAAUGGCUGCUGUACCACGUGCAGCUUUGGGUUCAGGUGCACAAAUUGCAACUUUUGGCAAGACAAAAACAAUUUUACGCGAAAAUGGCUGGGUAACACAACCGACUUUGAAUUCGUUUUGUGCUGGCGGUAUUGCCGGUUCUAUUAUGUCAUUGGCUAUAACGCCACCAGAUGUGAUAACAACGCGGCUGUAUAAUCAGGGCGUUGACGCAAGCGGAAAGGGUAUCUAUUACAAUGGCUGGUUGGAUUGUAUUGCAAAGAUCGUGCGCAACGAGGGUCUGAGCGGUUUAUAUAAAGGCUUUUGGCCCAAUUAUCUGCGAAUUGCACCACAUUCUACACUAGUACUGCUGUUCUUUGAUGAAUUGCUAGCCAUUAAAAACAAAUAUUUAAAUUUAAAGCUCAUUUAGGAUAAUUUUUUUAGGAAAUGAUAUGUAUAUUUAUGAGUGCUAUUUUUUAGAUGCAUGUGUACAUUUUUACGUACAAUUAAGUUCAAGCCACCCUUUUAUUUUUUUGUUACAAAAGAUUUGUUGUAUAAAUUAUAAAAGUUGUUAUACUGUCUCGUUAAUUGUUUAAAUAAUGCAAAAGUGCCUUUUGAAUAUAAUAAAGUAAAUAUAUACUGUAUGUUCAAGCAUCACAAAGAAGUAAUUGGUUAUAGGUGUUCUCUUUCAACCUGCACGUAACUAAAGUAGCAUCUUCAAACGCGAAUAAAAAUUAAAAAAAAAUAACCAGAUGAUCGCUCGAACGAAUCGGGGAUUAAUUCAAAUAGAAAUAAUAUACAUAAUUAUAAAACAUAAUGGGGGCUAACA
Rhagoletis zephyria (snowberry fruit fly) is the source of this 1624-nucleotide messenger RNA. Its product is annotated as solute carrier family 25 member 35-like. Lineage: Eukaryota; Metazoa; Arthropoda; Insecta; Diptera; Tephritidae. The record is from RefSeq and is a predicted model, not a curated record.